AUGUCGUUGUUCAAAAAGAAGGCCCCGAAAUAUAAUCCACCGCCGGUGCCCUCAGCUCCCACGGAAGACAUUGAUAAUCAUCACGAAAACGGGUUGGAAAAUAACAACGGGUCACAGAAAUCGCAAUUGGUCUUCCACUGUCAACAGGCACAAGGGAGCCCUCUUGGACUUAUAUCUGGAUUUUCGAAUGUGAAGGAACUUUAUCAGAAGAUAGCAGAAUGCUACGACUUUCCACCUGACGAUAUCCUGUUCUGUACGCUGAAUACCCACAAAGUAGACAUGAGGAAACUUCUAGGCGGACAAAUAGGAUUAGAAGAUUUUAUAUUCGCACAUAGAAAAGGAAGACCAAAAGAAAUUGAAAUAGUUAAAACUGAAGAUGCCCUUGGAUUAACUAUCACAGAUAAUGGCGCUGGGUAUGCUUUUAUUAAAAGGAUAAAAGAAGGUUCUAUAGUAUCAAGGAUACCCCACAUAGAGGUUGGAGAUCACAUUGAGAAAUUGGACGGGGAAAAUAUGGUUGGCAAGAGACACUACGAGGUGGCAAAAUUUUUGAAAGACAUUCCAAAGGGCACCACGUUUACAAUUCGACUCGUAGAACCAUUGAAAAGUGGCUUUGGAAGUAUUGGACCGAAGAGUAGUAGUGCCAGAUCGGGGAAAAAACAAAACUACGGGUCAGGGAAAGAAACUCUUAGGUUUAAAGCCAAUGGCCAGGCAACAAUUGAGAACGAGCAUGACGAGAAAUCACAAGCUGGAAUAGAAAAAAUAAAUGGACUCUUAGAAUCGUUUAUGGGAAUAAAUGACACUGAACUAGCAACACAGAUGUGGGACAUAGCGGAAGGCAAGACAAAUUCGAUGCAACUUGCCGAAGCUAUCGACAAUAGUGAUCUGCAGGAAUUUGGGUUUACUGAUGAAUUUAUCAUAGAGCUUUGGGGUGUGAUUACGGAUGCUAGAUCUGGGAGACUCACUUAA
Parnassius mnemosyne (clouded apollo) is the source of this 966-nucleotide messenger RNA. Lineage: Eukaryota; Metazoa; Arthropoda; Insecta; Lepidoptera; Papilionidae. The record is from the annotation of a GenBank genome assembly.